UUGGUUUGUCCACGUUUUUAAAUGCUCUAGUUGAGCGCACGUGUGUCAAAUUAGGUAUUCGAAUAUUUCAAAACAUAUAAAUUAUAUUGUCUUCUUCAUGAUUUACAGUAGUUUUAUAGUAUAUUUUUACGGAUCUACAUGUUUUAAAGGAUUAUAAAAUCCACAUUCUAUUGGUGCCAAUGCGCCCUUCACUUGAGCUAACUUUUAAUCAAUCACCAGAUGAUUAUUUGGCACGUAUUCAGACCUUUUCUGGAUCAUAACACUUACAAAUAUUGUAAACAUCAUGGUUACACACCACUUGUAUUAGAUUUACUUGGCUAAACCAUGGAUUUAAUGCAUUUAGAUGACCUCAAUUCUGAUUAUGAGUUGUCCAAUUCACUAAUGUUGUUUUGUUCUCAUGAUUUCUAUGGCAAUCGCUUGGCGCGCUGCAGUUUGUUUAUUGUGUCCUUCGCGCAUAGCGAAAAUAAAGUUUCUCUGUGUUGAGUUUGUUGAGGUGAACACUUUGAGAAUUCCCAAGAAAAGGCAAUAUUCUGAAGAAAGCCCAAAUUAUGAAUUGAUCAAUACGAUGACAGUAAACUCAAGAAAUGGGAAAUGCAACAUCUACUUUUAAAUUCGAUUUUUUUUUCAUCCAAAAAUAGUGAUUUCUAAAACUGGACAAGCCAUGAUCAUGUUUCGAACAAACCAUGAUCAAAGGUGGUCAAACCAUGAUCAUAACUUCUCUUUGUGGAAAAUCGUUAAAAAACAUAAAAAUUUGAAUAAUUUCAACGCCUUAUAGUUAGAAACUAGAGAUUUAGAGCUUUUCGACAAACCCAAACUCGUCUUGAUUAUAUGUGAUUUUCAUGAAGAAAAAUCGAUUUGAAUUUACUAGUUGCGUGAAAAAAUUCUAAAUUGGACAAACCAAGAUCAUUUUCCCUAUAUUAUACUAUUCAUUGUUAUGAAUUUGUUAUGUUAUUGCUUAGAUCGAUUGAUGCCAAAACCUCGUAAACCCAUAAGGAAAUAACUGAGCAAAAUUGUAAGUAAUAAGCCGCCGCUUAUGUCGUCAAUUUCGACCAACCAGAACUGGGUAUUUCCGUUAGGUUAGGGGUUGACAUUUUUCAAUUGGAUUUCAAUUCGUUAGUUGAAUUCAUGACAUAUAUUAUUUUAUUCAAUUAAGAAAUUUGUUAUGGAGUGCCGAAAUCGAUUGACGCAAAAAUCUCAUCAAUCCAUCAUGGCAUGACCGAGUUUAUUACGUUUGAAAAUGGACAUUUUUCACGAUGCGAUCGAUUUUUGUUUUUCAAUUUGUAACCCCAAUCCUACGUCAAUUUUUAAAGUAAUCCUACGUUAAAAUGGUAUUGUCUCGCUCAAAACGGUACGUUUGGCCAGCCUAUUCUUACCCGACUAGUGGUUCUGAACUGACUUCCAAUUCAGUAGCAAAUAAACUCACAACAACGUAAUAUACAGGAUGUAAACAACGCAUAGAAACCGUGAAAUAUUAAGGUAAUAUCUGUUAAGUGAGAGCACAGUUACAAAUAUUUUAAACUUUGGCUAUAACUUUGUACUCACGCUAAAUACUAAAUCAAUUUGUUAUGAGAAACAUCAACCAUAGGAAACGGAGCGACCGGAGGAGUGGUGAUCAGAAUAAUGUGAAACAAGUUCAAGUGGAAGCGUAGAUUGUGUUUUUUUUUCUAUUUUCACCUGAAACUCUGUUAUCUCCGUUAGACUUUUGUCCUACCGUAUGUUUUUGUAUUCAGGAGAUAUUUUAGCGCUGCUCACAGCUCUCGCUUCACAUUCGCCAGAGCGCGAAUACGUGGUGGGCAAAAGUUCUCGCAUCACGUAGGCUCCCUAUUUGGAUGCUCUCUCUCUCUCUUGCAUUGAUUAGGUCGGCAAGUGAGAAACUGAGAAGCUGAAGCUCAAUCGAGAUUACGACAGUGUAGUAGCAUUUACUAGCAAACGAGCGAAAGUGUAGUUCACAGGCGGGCGGAUUUUUCUUCCUUUCUUGUGCGUUGUGAAAAAUUACCAGUGCCAAAAUCAUAAAAGAAAACAGGAUUAGAACAACACAGGAGGCAGAUUGAUACAAUUCUCUUCAAAGUGCGUUGUGGACAAGCGAAAGCAAAACAUUAAUUUUGUUUUGGCGAAUGAUGUGUUGUUAAGCAACAUAAAAAGGCACAUAAAAAUUGAAUUUUUUUUCUAAGCACGAAUCGCACAAAAAUACGAACUCUGUAAGGUACAAAUCAUGAAUCAGGACAGUUCUGCUGGACCGAGCUCCUCCGGCCAGAGUAGUGGUGCAUCGGCGGCAGGUGGUAGCAGUAGUGAUUCAGCCGCGGGAUGCAGCAGCAGCAGUGGCUCGACAGCAGGCCCCAGCAACAGUGCUCCGGUGGCGGGAUGCAGCAGUAGCAGUGGCUCAACGGCUGGUCCUAGCAGCAGUAGCAGCGAUAUGCCGACGGAAACCCGCCAGAAGACCGUAACGGUGAAGCAUCCGGAAUCCAACAAACCCAAACCCACCACCAAGAAAACUAAAGCGAUGCAGGCGUCCAUCGAUAUGACCAAAGCUUUCCAUCGGUGCAAAGAGGAAAACAUUCUGCGGCUUGAUAUGAGCAAAUCUUCCAUCACUGUCAUUCCGUCCUCCGUUAGAGUUUGUACCAAUCUCGUCGAAUUCUACCUGUAUGGAAAUAGAAUAAGCCGUCUCCCGGAGGAAAUCGGUCAUCUGUCGAACCUGAAGACACUGGCUCUGAAUGAAAACUCGCUGAACUCGCUGCCCGAUUCCAUGCAAAAUCUGAAGCAGCUACGGGUGCUGGAUUUGCGGCAUAAUAAACUCUCGGAAAUUCCUCCCGUUGUGUACAAGUUGAAAUCCCUGACAACGCUGUAUUUGCGCUUUAAUCGCGUCAAGAAGGUUGGUGAUAGGGUGAGAAAUCUCACCAAUCUGACGAUGCUCAGCUUGCGCGAGAACAGAAUUAUCGAACUGUCGGAGGAAAUCGGCCACUGUAAGAGCCUGACGACGCUGGACUGCUCGCAUAAUCAUUUGAGACAUCUACCGGAGGCGAUCGGUAAUUGCACUAAUUUAACGGCGCUUGAGUUGCAACACAACGAGCUUAUGGACAUUCCCGAGUCGAUAGGCAAUCUGUCCAAUUUGAUGCGGUUUGGCUUGAGAUACAACCGCCUGUCGUCGAUUCCGGCCACGCUGAAGAAUUGCAUCAACAUGCAAGAUUUCAACGUCGAGGGUAACGCCAUCAGCCAGCUGCCGGACGGUCUUCUGGCCAGUCUAACCAACCUGUCCAAUAUCAGUCUUGCCCGUAAUGUGUUCCACAGCUAUCCAUCCGGUGGGCCGGCUCAAUUCACUAAUGUUGCCUGCAUAAACUUGGAGCACAAUCAAAUUGACAAGAUUCAAUACGGGAUCUUUUCGCGGGCCAGAGGACUCACCAAGUUGAAUAUGAAGGAGAAUUCACUCACUACGCUACCCCUUGACAUUGGCACCUGGACGCAUAUGGUCGAGCUGCAGCUCAGUACCAACUCGCUGACGAAGGUCCCGGAUGACAUUCACUGCUUGCAGAAUCUUGAAGUACUCAGUCUUUCCACCAAUUUGCUGAAGCGUAUACCCAGCACGAUCGGGAAUCUAAAGAAACUUCGCGUGUUGGAUUUGGAGGAGAAUCGUCUCGAGUCGCUCCCAUCGGAAAUUGGACUCUUGCACGAGCUGCAGGAACUCAAUCUGCAGUCCAAUCAGCUGACAUCCCUCCCUCGGACCAUCGGUCAUCUGACCAAUCUGAUCACACUAUCCGUUGGCGAGAAUAAACUUCAGUACCUGCCGGAGGAGAUCGGCACAAUGGAGAGCCUUCAAUCGCUCUACAUUAACGAAAACCGCAUGCUCGUGAAGCUACCGUAUGAGUUGGCUCUGUGCCAGAAUUUAUCCAUCAUGAGCAUUGAAAACUGUCCGCUUUCGGCACUCCCACCGGAAGUGGUCAGCGGUGGACCCAGUCUGGUGAUACAGUAUCUAAAGCUACACUCACCCUAUCGACAGAUGUGAUUUGUUGCAGCAGCAAACAUUGAUACUCUAGCUGCUGCUUAAUGGGCCUCCCCCGCCCCACUUUGCUCGUCGUUUCAUCGUUCCGCUUUUCUUACACACACAUUUCCGCUGUAAGAAGAUAUCCCUGUCCGUCCUCGGGUGGUGCUGUGUGCGAUAUAUAAUAGGUGUUCACGCACGCGGAGAGCGCCCUGGGGCGGAUUGGUUUUGUUCUGUUUGAAAGAAAAAAAAAAGUAAAAAUAUUGAUGUGAUUAAAAUAAAGCUUUAAAAAAAUAUUACUAUUGAAAAAUUAUGAACAAAAUAUAUCCAGUGUGAAUAGAUGGAAAUAAGUGAAAUCAUUGAAAAAAUUAUAUUUGUGAUUAGUAUCAAAACAGAGCAGGGCCACGCAGAGUCUGAGAUGAGGUGCAGAUGUUGGGGUAAUUCUUUCGUUGCAAGCAGACAGGAUUUGCAGACGCUCGGACAGUGUUUUUUUCCUCUGAGAAACCAAACACCGGGGAUUCACUCCUCUUGCGAUCAUCCAACGAAUGUGGGGAUCCAUGUGACUGCCACCACCACCAUCAGACGCAUCAAAUGGGAGCGAGAGGUAUCAAAUUUCACGCGUCCUCGUUUCGGUACGUGACGAUCCAAGAUUAAGGAUGAAGGAAACCAGAAGUUACAAAAAAAAACAGUCAGUUUGAAGAAAAACCCGAAACCAUUUUUUUGUUUGUGCGGGUAACGAAGAACGACAUGAAAGAGAGUGUAAACUCGAUGUUAUUUUUUAUCGAUCAAUUUUAUGUGUUAUUUUAUCCUGCUACAGGAAACACGAUUAAUAUAUAAACGAAGACAAUGAAGCAAAGCCAAAAUGUUAAUCCCCAACCUAUUCUCUAUGAGCGAAUUCAUACAGGUCGGUUAGGUUUUAGAAGAUUGUUUUUUUUUUUGGGAACUGGACACGGAAACGAUAAUCGAUUUCGAAGGCAAUCAGUUUUACUUUUUAAUUAUAGGAAAAAAACUUCUCAACAACCAGUUUGUUGGGAUCAGUGUUGAUGGCCGUCUAGAGGAAUGUUAGUUUAAACAUCAGUAUAUUAGAUGUAACGUUUGUAGGAUAAUUAUUUGACUGUGUAAAACAAUUGUACCUUUUUUGUUGGGCAAAUCUUCUCACGUGAAGGUGCUCUCUUGAUAUUUGUAUGAUGCUUCACUUCCCUUUUUUUCAUGUUCUACCAUUUAACGCUCUCAGUUUGUGGCAUUUAUGGAGUGUUGUGUUCAUCCUCUCCCCUAAAAUCUGUAGCAUGUAAGAACUGUAACGAAUUUUUAGUCGUAAUUUGAGAACCAGGGAUUCCCAUUGUUGAAAUUUGUAAAGUUUGGUUAUGAAUCAGCCAUUUUAACUCGAGUGCUAUAUACAAACAUCUUCCUUUCAAAAAGAUGUUAAUGAUGAUUUGAAUUUACGUUAUUUACAUUUUGACUGUUACCCAUAAUCGUUCAUUUGGAAAUCACGACAAAUGAUUUGAACAGUUGAAACGUGACUAAUAAAACAUAAAUCACAGUGUUCGAAAAAAUGUUCCAAUUUUCCCGAUAAUUUCUACAGAUACUAGCCCAUCAACCUAUUGGGUAUGUAUAACCAAUGAUAUCCUCAUCAAAAUAAUCGCCAAACAUCGGAAAUCAUGCGACGCCCCGGGUGUGCUUGCGCUGGUUCGCUAAUCGCGAGGAAGCAAGGCGCACUGCUCAUUCGAGACUGGUGCAACGGGAAUCUCGCAUGGUUCCAUCAUAAAGAAAGUGGGGAUUCAUGCCCUGAAACAUUAUUCACCACAAACGCAUCUUUAAGAAGCAAACUUUCCACGUUUAUUUUCUAGUCAACGGGAAGUAUCAAUAAAUGAAUAAAUAAAUAAAAAAUGUGCUUCAUCAGCACCUAUCUAUAUUAUAUGUAGUUUGGAAUUGGCUUGAUAGAUUUUAGAAGGUUCGUAGGUUGAUAAUCAGGCAGAUAGUCUCAUACACAAUUACGUACAAAAGUUCUAUGCAACGGAAACAAAAUCUACAUUUUCAAACAUAAAAUAGAAAUCCCAAAAUUAGUGAACAACAGUGAAAUGGCCUAACCAAUGAUAAAAAAAGUUGUAGUGAGAUGUGCGAUCAAACAAAAAAUAUUGUAUGGUAACGUAACAAUGAGUGUAACGGAGGAGAACAUGAAAAACCAGAGUAUAUGAUCUAUUUAUCAUCGUUAUUAUCCCAGAACACAGAUAAGAAUCAUAAAUAAAUGAGUCAAAGAAAUGAAAAAAAAACAAACAAAGAGAAAUACAUGUUAAACGAUAUACAAAGAGACAAAUGAUGGCAUUUAAAAGAUUAUAUGAAGGAUUUAAAAAAGUGUAUCGAUGCACGCACUCAUAGUGUGCAAGUAUGAUGUUGUAUUUAAAGGAAUAAAAAAUAUCCCACAAUUAGGAUGCUGUAGUAGAUUCAUAUACAUAUACGAAGGAAUCCAGCUCUGCUUCUUUCCGAGGAACAAUGUUUUGAAAUUAAAUAAAGUGAAUAUUUCAGUUCCUUCCGUAAAUGAUAUUGAUCUUCAGUGCCAUAUUUUUUUUUACAUUUACUUGAUGAUUCUAUUCAAACAUUACGAUGCAACCGUUUAAAUGUUACGUUGGAAAGUUUCCCCAAAUCUAUUCCUUGGUAGUUCCUAUGAAGUAAAUUAACCAGACAAACCCUUUCUGAAGAUGCAUAAUGAACUACUAAUUACCGAAAACAGAUUACAAAUGGCAGAUAAAAAACACACAAUACGCACACAAGUAAAGUAUUCAGUGGAAAUACCGGAUAAGAAUAAUAUUUAUAAAUCGUAGAAGUAUUAAACUGAAACAAUGAAAUAUUAAAACAAAUAAAAAUACUAUAUCUGUAAUUGUAUAAUAUAAUUAUGCUGUAACUGUGUACAGGAAGAACCAGA
Molecule: messenger RNA, 6893 nt
Organism: Toxorhynchites rutilus septentrionalis
Lineage: Eukaryota; Metazoa; Arthropoda; Insecta; Diptera; Culicidae
Gene: Sur-8
Product: leucine-rich repeat protein soc-2 homolog
Exons: 4
Coding region: 2213-3997 (594 amino acids)
Molecular function (GO): protein binding
Source: RefSeq, a predicted model, not a curated record